AUCCGCAUCCAACCCGAGGAGGUAGAGGGUUUCCCGCAGCCUCUCUCUCUCAUCGACAUCUCAUGCAUCAUUUUUGGGGAUUAAUUAUGUUUCUCUCCUAACGCACAGAUGACAGCGUAACCGGGGCGGUAAGCUGCUCAGAUACCCAAAACACAGCCGCUUUGUUGCAUCGGAUCUGUUGUGACUGGACAUGAAUUCGGCGGAACAGACGGUUACAUGGUUGAUUACGCUCGGGGUGCUGGAGUCGCCGAAGAAGACCAUCUCGGAUCCUGAAGCGUUUCUGCAGAGCUCCCUGAAGGAUGGGGUGGUGUUGUGUAGGCUGCUGGAGCGGCUCAGCCCGGGGUCCACGGAGAAAAUCUACCAAGAGCCGAAGAACGACGGCGAGUGUCUGAGCAACAUAAAGGAGUUUCUCAAGGGCUGCACAUCGUUCCGCGUCGAGCCGUUUGAGGCAAGCGACCUGCUGCUGGGGCUGAACUUCUCAAAGGUGCUGAGCAGUCUGGUGUCUCUGAAUAAAGUGACAGCAGAUAUCGGCGUGGGCAGUGACUCAGUGUGUGCCCGACACUCUUCAGCCCAUCGCAUCAAGUCGUUUGAGUCGCUGUCCUCUCAGGCUUCACUGGGCCGAUCCUCCAAGCUGCUGCAGAACCAGUUUCGCAGUCUGGACAUGUCAGAAAACAGUGGACAGCAGCUGCUGGUGAGGGCGCGUUUCAACUUCCAGCAGAACAAUGAGGAUGAGCUCACCUUCGAUAAGGGUGACAUCAUCAGUGUGACUCGUCAGGAGGAGGGCGGCUGGUGGGAGGGGAUGCUCAAUGGCAGGACUGGGUGGUUUCCUAGCAACUAUGUUCGCGAGGUCAAAGGCUCUGACAAACAAGUGUCCCCCAAGUCUGGCACUCUGAAGAGCCCACCGAAAGGCUUUGACACUUCUGCCAUCAGCAAGACGUACUAUAACCUGGUGUUGCAGAACAUUUUAGAAACAGAGACAGAAUAUUCCAAGGACCUUCAGAGUCUCCUGACGAACUACCUGCGACCUCUUCAGAGCAUUGACAAACUGAGCAGCUCAGAUGUGGCUCUUAUUCUGGGGAACCUUGAGGAGAUCAGCACCUUCCAGCAGAUGCUCGUCCAAUCACUGGAGGAAUGCACCAAGCUUCCAGAGAGCCAGCAAAGGGUGGGAGGCUUCUUCCUCAACCUCAUGCCACAGAUGAAGGCUCUAUAUGUUGGUUACUGCUCCAACCACCCCUCUGCAGUCAAUCUGCUCACCCAGCACAGUGAUGUAUUGGGGGAGUUUAUGGAGGGGAGGGGUGCAGUCAGUCCUGGGAUCCUCACCCUGACCACAGGCCUCAGUAAACCCUUUAUGAGACUUGACAAAUACCCCACCUUACUCAAAGAGCUGGAGAGGCACAUGGAGGAGAGUCAUCCUGACCGGCCAGACAUUCAGAAGUGCAUGGCGUCUUUCAAGAAUCUGUCUGCUCAGUGCCAGGAGGUGCGGAAGCGCAAGGAGCUGGAGCUGCAGAUUCUCACCGAGUCCAUCCGGCUGUGGGAGGGAGAUGACAUCAAGACCCUGGGCGCUGUGCUCUACAUGAGCCAGGUGUUGGUGCAGAGUCCCGGCUCAGAGGACAAGAGUGAGCGUUACCUCAUGCUCUUCCCUCACGUCCUCCUCAUGUUGUCUGCCAGCCCCAGGAUGAGUGGCUUCAUAUUCCAGGGAAAACUGCCCCUGGCCAGCAUGACAGUGAACAAACUAGAAGACUGUGAAGCCCAUAAAAACGCCUUUGAGAUCAAUGGCACAAUGUUUGACCGUCUCCAGGUGGUGUGCACCAACCAGCAGGACCUGCAGGACUGGGUGGAGCACCUGACCAGACAGAUCAAACACACUGCAGCCACAGGACCCAGCCACAAACCACUUACUGUUCCCUGCCACACGCUCCCAUCUCACCCUCUCACCCCGUCCCGGCACGCUGAGGGGAGGGGCAUGACAGUGGCUCCCACCUACCACACCCUUCCUCACCCCUCCUCCCAUGGAACGUCUCACAGCACCAUGAUGUGGGGCCCGCUGGAACCACCAAACACCCCGAAACCCUGGAGCCUGAGCUGCCUGCGGCCCGCACCCCCUUUACGACCCUCUGCAGCCCUCUGCUACAAGGAGGAUCUUAGUAAAAGUCCUAAGAGUGUGAAGAAACUCCUUCCCAAGCGCAAGCCUGAGAGGAAGCAGUCUGAGGAGGAAUUUGCCUUGAGGAAGAGUACAGCUGCUCUGGAAGAAGACGCCCAGAUCCUGAAAGUUAUUGAGGCUUACUGCACCAGCGCCAAAACCAGGCAGACUCUUAACUCCACCUGGCAGGGCACCGACCUGAUGCACAACCACGUGCUGGCCGAUGUGGACCGGUCCUGUACGGACUCGCCGGGCCGCCGUAGCAGCGUGUCCCGGCCAGAGUUGUCCUCUGACCUUUCGGAGGACUCUGACUAUGACUCCAUCUGGACCACCCACAGUUACAGGAUGGGCUCGGUGCCGCGACCGCGAAAGGAAGCAGGGCUCCAUAUGAUCAUCCCCGGUGAGAAGAAAGUCCUGGUGGAGGAUCCCAGUCGCAACGGACAAAGUACAGUAGAAGAAAAGAGCUUGGUGGAUGUAGUGUACGCCCUGAGGGACCAGGUUCAAGAGCUGAAACAGGAUAACAAGAAGAUGAAGAGGUCGCUGGAGGAGGAGCAGAGAGCACGGAAGGAUCUGGAAAAGGUUGUGAGGAGGGUGUUAAAGAGCAUGAAUGACCCAACAUGGGACGAGACAAACCUCUGAGCACUGUCUCUGUCUAAAGCUUUGAAAAGAGAAAGAAACAGCAUGGGUGUGUGGGCUUGGCUUGCACUGGGUGUGAGUGAGAGUGAAUCUGUAUGCAGGUAAUUUGUUUGAGAUGAGUGUUGGUACUGACAGGAACCACUGUGCCGUGAUGCUGAACAGACUCGACCAUCAAUUCCAUGAUAUCAUUAGUGGAACACCAAGGAAGAUGGUGAGGACAUCACACACUUAACCCUUGUGUGUCCAUCAGUGCAGCAUCCAUCAUCAGUGUCUUUGGCAGUGUGGCCUGAAGACACGUGGAGAGACGUCCUCCCUCUCUGUUUACAAUCAUUUUAAGGUCCGCUGUCCGAUGGUACAUCAAUGGUACUUUAAUGGUGUUAAAGGUCACAAAGGCCUUGGACAAAUCUGAACUUGAACCACACCAUUUCAUAACCUCUUUUAUGUUAUUUAAUUUUUUAUUAAUUGAUUUUUUUUUGUUUGACACAGGCUUAACCUGGGGACUGUUUAGAAAGCGGGUUUAGUGAACUCUGAGUAAGUUAAUCCUGAGAUGAUGAGCUCUGGGUUUUCCGUUCCAGAAAGAGAGGUAACUUAAACUCUGGGUCAGUUAAACUCAAGUCAACUGGCUGUGUGAAUCUAACCUGCUCUCUGGCAGGUUUUCCUCAACAAACCCUGAGUUUCUCUCUGUCUCCUCCCCCUUCGGAGCCAGACACAUUGUUUCAUUUCCUUGAUUUAGUCCGUAUCAAAGCGUGUAACAAAGCACAUUAGCGAAGGUUUACCCUAUGUCAGAAUCAGAAUCCUUGUUUGAUAUUAGUUAGUUACUCAGGAUGAUCUCUGAUUACCGCUUUUAUGUGCUGUCAGUCAUGUUUUUGAACAGCAGUUUUCAUCCUUACAUUAAAUUCAAACAGCAUCAAGUCUCUCUAUGUCCGCUGGAUCCGUACCGGUUGCCAUGGUGACUCAUAGUUAUCGGAGCUCCAUUGAUGAUGGCUUUAUUUCAUUCUCAGUGCACGAGCUAGAGUUGAUUGAACUGACUCCAAUCAGCUGUUCUCAAACCGAAAUCUCAGAGUUUUCCAACUCAGGGUUAGUCAGCAGUCGACUGUGGACAGUAGACUCUGAGUUACUCAGACUUAAGGGUUCAACUCAGAGUUUGUUAAACCUGCUUUCUGUAACAGGCCCCUGGUGAUUUUAGGUCGAAGUGAAGCCUGUGCCAGGAGACUCAUCCUUUGUGUCCUUUUUAUUUUGUUCUGCCUUUUUUCGUCCUCUUUACUGUUUGACCACUUUGCGGAUUGACUUUCUUUCUAGGGAUCCUAGGGAAUUGUACAGAUAUUGAAUUUGUACUGUAUAAUGUAAAUACUGCAAAAAGAUGAGCCUUUGUCCUUUGGGAGAAAUAAAUGUGUUUUUUAGAAGAAGUCAAGUCACUUUAUUAUGU
This is a messenger RNA of Epinephelus moara (kelp grouper), 4202 nucleotides long. RefSeq names its product Rho guanine nucleotide exchange factor (GEF) 7a (gene arhgef7a). The record is from RefSeq and is a predicted model, not a curated record. Gene Ontology annotation, molecular function: protein binding; guanyl-nucleotide exchange factor activity. NCBI's taxonomy places the organism in Eukaryota, Metazoa, Chordata, Actinopteri, Perciformes, Serranidae. Gene Ontology annotation, biological process: intracellular signal transduction. The transcript is spliced from 22 exons. The coding region runs from base 191 to 2779 and encodes 862 amino acids.